UCAGUGAAUGUUGAAAAUGUUGCAGAAGACUGUGACUUCAGGGUCAUUCGUGAUAAAGUCUCGGUCGUAUUAUUAGCUUCUUUUGAAAGCUGCAAUGUGAAAUCGCAGGGCAAGCAUCAUAUGCUGACUGUUCAGUAUGUAAUGUCUGGAAUGACCAAAUCUGUCCAUGCACAAUGCCGUCAAUUGCAGAAGCCAAGGAUUCACUGCAGGGCUUUCAGCAUGACAAUAGAGCUACCCCAUGGACCCCUGGGGAAGGUCUUCAUAAAAACUCAACUGAAUCAGUUGGUUGCAGUCAGAGAUGCUCCCAAAUACUGCAGGUACCAUUUGGUAAGAGACCGUGAAAUGAACCUUCUGACUGCAUCUUACUUGUCCUGUGAUGUUAAAACUGUGAAUUACAACUAUGUCUUGCCAGUAUUCUAUACGUCGGCUUUUGGCAAGCAAGGUUCUGUAAACAUGGAAUGCCCAGCAAUGACUGGAAAACCUAGGGUCCUCUGCAGAAGGUCCAGUAUGACUGUAUACUUGCCAAAGGUUCCACUGGAACAAAUCCGGCUCAGAAACCAUCAUGGAAAGACUGUCCCCAUCCAUGCUGCCAAGCACUGCCACUACAUUUUGAUGGAAGGAAACCGCCACCUGAUUUUCACCACUUCCUUCAAGGCCUGUGAUGUGCAAAUAAAGAACAGGCAUUACAUUUUGACUGUGGUGUAUGGAAGUGAUGCAAAGGGCGAGGCAUCUGUGGAGAUGAAAUGUCCAGUUGAAGAAACGGAGAAUAUUCCCAGCCAGGCAGUGACCUGUGGCAAGUCUGGAAUGUCUGUGCUGCUUCCAAAGGGUUCCCCAGAGGAUGUAAAAAUAAUUGGUAUGUGUCUUUAGUGUGGUGUCAUUUUUAAUCGGCUUGCAAUAAUCUAAAGCUUGUUUGCCUCUUCUAGAUAAUCUUGGUAUUGACGUUGCAGUGAGAAAUGUGCCAAAACAUUGUCAGUACGUGUUGGAAAAGCAUUCCAAUGGAAGCGUGUCUUUCACAGCCCAUUAUAGGAGCUGUGAUGUUAAAAUGCAGGUGGGUUUUGUGUGUAGUGUGGAAGCAACAUCCAGGCAAAUGCUUUUAAA
Messenger RNA from Erpetoichthys calabaricus (reedfish), 1098 nucleotides. RefSeq lists its product as uncharacterized. The record is from RefSeq and is a predicted model, not a curated record. NCBI's taxonomy places the organism in Eukaryota, Metazoa, Chordata, Cladistia, Polypteriformes, Polypteridae. The transcript is spliced from 6 exons. The coding region runs from base 121 to 867 and encodes 248 amino acids.